AUGGGGCUCCACACAACUGACGACAAGGAGUACACUGAGCUCAUGGCUCACCAUGGUAAGGGAAACUUCAUCUACGUUCCUGAAACAUACAAGAAUUUACAUCCCGGCUCUAUCGGAUACUGGAACAAGCUGGGCCAAUGGGUUGAAAUCACGGAUAUUUCCGUGCCAGGCAGACCAGAGGCCGAUGGAUUCGGACCUGCUCCCAUCCCGCCUAUGGAUCACCCGACAGACCAAUUCUGGAAGACCAUGUCUUCUGAGAGUGGAAGUGAGAAUGGUGGGCGUCUGAAGACAGAAGUUUCCGGAUUAGCGGCAGGAGGACCCAUCGAUGCCGGGGUUAAAGCAGAGAACAAAAACACCUCAAACAAGAAAGCAGCCCUUAUCACCGAUGAGGUGGUGAAAAUGGAAAGAUUUAUCACAAGAAACACAGUGAUUAUUGCGGGGUGGGUUAAGGAUAAUGCGAAGAAACUCGUCAAUUCGCCUUUUGGUGCUGAUAUUGGCCACUACGGUCUUUAUGCGGUUCACACUGCCUGGGUCACCUCGCAAUGUGCAAUCACCAUGACCACCGACAAGAGCCGCAAUCUUGACCUUGGACUAGACGUCGGAGCGACCGGAAUUGCGAAGCUGGGAGCUGGUGGAUCAUCCCUUAAGAAGCUCAAGGGUGAAGGAUGGGCAACAUAUGAAUCCAACGGGAAGGACGGUGGCUUGGUGGUCUCGUACGCAGGAGCUCAGUUCAAGCUCGCGCGUCUGGCCCGCUUCAGGAAACAUGUAAGUUUGAAUCUCGAUUUACCUAACAUGUCCAGAUUAGCUAACCAAAUGAAGGCUCUAUCGGAAGUCAGGACCGGGGAGACCGUUGAACUUCGGGCUAUCUAUGACGAGAACGGAAACAUUACAGGAUACGAAGAAGUGAAGGUGAAGGCACCAGAGGAAGAGGAGCCCACUGGAGAAGAAGAUGAUAUAGUCAUUGCCGAGAGUGAACCCGUUGGAAUGACUGAAGAUGAUCUCAGGGACGAAGAAAAGGCUGCAGAGGAGGCAGAAAAAGCGAAGCAAGCUGAAUUUGCCAGAAAGGCUGCGGAACUUGUUAACAUCCCAGAAGGAGUAGAAAGAGAUGCGGCGCGGCAGAAGCUGCUACAGGAUAUGACGGUGCAGCAACCUGUGACCCAACAGAUCCCAAAGGCUUAA
This is a messenger RNA of Penicillium nucicola, 1179 nucleotides long. RefSeq lists its product as uncharacterized. The transcript is spliced from 2 exons. Bases 1 to 1179 code for a protein of 392 amino acids. The record is from RefSeq and is a predicted model, not a curated record. NCBI's taxonomy places the organism in Eukaryota, Fungi, Ascomycota, Eurotiomycetes, Eurotiales, Aspergillaceae.